UAUUCUUGUUUGUUUAACGUAGCUUCGUAUGUUUUACUAAAAACUUGAGGUUUUGGGCAAGGAUCUGUCGAAACUAAAAUAAGUACAGAAGUUACCCUGUUAUUCAUUUAGUAUAUAAAUGUCGCGACAAUUAUGUUGAGCAGCUAUUUCGAAAAUGUUACGUUAGCUAACCAAGUAAGCUGUCUUGAUAAUUAUUUGCAAAUAAGAAUGGCUAACGUUAAGUGAAUUAGCUAAUAUUGUUAACGGUAACUGUCAACAAGUUAGCGUUAAGGAACAUAUUAGCUGUGGGAGGCGCUCCUUAAAAAAUAAUGGUAGUAUGCGCUUUUGUAGAAAGCAAGUUAGCUUUAUUGCUGUAACAAUAACAUUAAACUGACCAGCUGGUUUGCAGUUUUGAUAACUUUACAGCGCGGAGAACCCAAAAUAAGACACGUAGAUGAAAACUUUUCUAUGCUGAUCGCUAUUCAUCAGUGUCCUGUCUGUCAUCGCACAGGAGCAGCUAUGGGUACACGAGAAGGCUGAGUACUUCUUUUACAGCUUAGGCUGCCAUCAUGGGGACCGCAUCCUCAUUAGUGAGCCCAGGAGAGGUGAUUGAGGAUGGAUAUGGGGGUGAAGGAGGGGAAGCCUGUGAGAUCCCAGUGGAGGUCAAGCCCAAAGCCCGACUCCUGCGCAGUUCCUUUCGCAGAGGACCUCGGGUGAUUGGGGCCAGUUUCAAAUCCACAGGUUCUGUGGAUCUAGAGUAUGCUGCUGAGUAUGAAAGACUCCGGAAAGAGUAUGAAAUAUUCCGUGUCAGCAAGAAUAACGAGAUCUCAUCGAUGCAAAAGAAGGAGGCCAAGCUGGAUGAGGAGAACAAGAGGCUGCGAGCUGAGUUACAGGCUCUACAGAAGACCUACCAGAAGAUCCUUAGAGAAAAGGAGAGUGCUCUUGAGGCAAAGUAUCAAGCUAUGGAGAGGGCUGCCACCUUUGAACAUGACAGGGAUAAAGUAAAACGACAGUUUAAGAUUUUCCGGGAGACCAAAGAAAAAGAGAUUCAAGAUCUUCUGCGGGCCAAGAGGGACUUGGAGGCCAAACUGCAACAGCUGCAGGCUCAGGGCAUCCAGGUCUAUGACCCAAAUGAUUCUGACUCAGAUGACAAUCAAACCACUGUCACUGCUGCAGGGACACAGUGUGAGUACUGGUCUGGAGGUGUGCUGGGAAGUGAGCCAUCUAUGGGUAGUAUGAUGCAGCUGCAGCAGACCUUUCGGGGCCCCGAGUUUGCCCACAGUUUGAUAGAUGUGGAGGGACCCUUUGCAAAUGUCAGCAGAGAUGACUGGGAUGCUGCAGUAGCCAGUCUGCUUCAGGUCUCCCCACAUGUACCCCAGGCCUUAUGGAGUAACACAGUGCGCUGCUACCUUAUCUUUACCCAGGAGACAAAAGCUGAGCUUGAUGUCUUUAUUAAGAAACACUCUCCUGUUUUACGGAGAAUGUGUGAGGGUUUAGGCCAUUUCUACCUGAAUGUCUGCUUCCCAGAAGAGAAUGCUGCCUCAUAUGUGAUGGAGCGCAAGCAGGAGAUGCAGAGGAGCUCAGUGUGUGUCCUUCUUGUCAAAUCUACUGUCACUAGCUCUGUGGUGGAGGAUUGUGAGGAGGCUUUUGUGAAGAAUCCAGAUGGCCAUCCACUGGUACUCUACCUCAGAACUUCAGAAGAUCAUACUUUGACUGGACACACCAGGCAACUGCUCGAAAGAGUAAAUGCUGCAGACAAGGCUGCUAAAAUCAAGGUGGUGGAUCAUAGUGGUUCUGCAGAGGAGGGGGCUGACUUGAUUUAUUCUCAACUAGAGAAAGUCAUCAAACAGGAGUUGCUGGGUCUUGAAGCAGCAGAUGUUGACUCUAAAGACUCUGGGAUAGAAGAGGGACGUGAGGAAGACUCAGGAGAUGUGCUGUGGGACCUGCAUGAUGAGCAGGAACAGAUUGAGUCCUAUCAGCAGGCCUGUAGCAGCACCACCUCCCAGUUAGGCUUCCAGAAGUAUAUAGAUCGUUUGAAUGACAUGAUAGCUGCUCCUCCUCCCACCCCUCCUCUGCUGGUCUCUGGUGGUCCAGGCUCAGGGAAGUCACUCCUGCUCUCAAAAUGGAUCGAGCAGCAGCAGAAGCAGUCCCCCAACACCUUGUUCCUUUAUCAUUUUGUUGGUCGCCCACUUUCCACAAGCUCAGAGCCUGUUCUCAUUAUCAAACGCCUCACUGUCAAACUUCUGCAGCACUUCUGGUCCAUUUCUGGUUUGUCCAUGGAGCCCAGUAAGAUCUUAGAGGAGUUUCCUCGCUGGCUUGAAAGACUAUCAGCGCGUCAUCAAGGAAACAUUAUCAUCAUCAUCGACUCUAUUGACCAAAUACAGCAAGCAGAAAGACAUAUGAAGUGGCUGAUUGACCCUCUCCCUGUCAAUGUCAGAGUGGUGGUGUCAGUCAAUGUAGAGACAUGUCCUCAAGCUUGGAGGUUGUGGCCCACACUCCACUUAGACCCACUAAGUCCCAGAGAGGUCCGGAGCGUUGUUAAUGCAGAGUGCCAGAGCAUGGAUCUCAAAUUUACCAAGGACCAGGAGAAGAAGCUGGAAAGGCACUGUCGCUCGGCAUCAACCUGCAAUGCAUUGUAUGUCACACUACUGGCAAGAAUAAUCAUCAGCAGUAUAUCAGGUUGGUCACUUGAGAAGAGCUUGGAGCAGUGUCUACAGUGUCAGGACACCAUGUCACUGUACCGCCUGGCACUCAAGAUGACGCUGAACUCCCUCAGCACAGACAGAGAGCGACACAUUAUGAGAGAGAUACUGUGCCUUGUCUGUGCCAGCCAUAAUGGAGUUAGUGAAUCAGAGGUACUAGACCUUUUCCCAGAACUGGAGCUGCCUGUCUUGUCUUCUCUGCUUUACCGUCUGAACAGACUCUGCUUUGUAACCCUCCGAUGUGGGCUCAUCAGGUUUCAACACCUGCAGGCUAGGGAAGCCGUAAGGUUGGAGUUCCUGGGUGGAGGAAGUAGCUCGGCUGCAUACAGAGAGAAACUCAUACAGUAUUUCAGUCAGCAACUCAGCCAGGACCAUGUGACGUGGCGUGUGGCGGAUGAGCUGCCGUGGCUGCUCCAACAGCAGGAGGAUAGGACGAAACUACAGCUUAGCCUCCUUAACCUGUUCGUCUCCCAAAACCUCUACAAGAGGGGUCAUUUCUCUGAGCUGCUAGCCUAUUGGCAAUAUGUGGGCAAAGAUAAAAGCUCCAUGGCCACUGAGUAUUUUGACUCCCUUAAACACUACGAGAAGAGCUGUGAGAGCGAAGACAGCAUGACAAAGCUGGCAAACCUGUAUGAGACCUUGGGACGUUUCCUCAAAGACCUGGGCCUCCCUAGUCAGGCUGUAGCACCUUUACAAAGAUCCCUUGAGAUUAGAGAGACAGCCUUGGACCCGGAUCAUCCUAGUGUAGCUCGCUCCCUGCAUCAGCUGGCUGGUGUUUAUGUUCAAUGGAAGAAGUAUGGCAACGCUGAGCAGCUGUACAAGCAGGCCCUGGAGAUAAGUGAGAAUGCCUAUGGAGCUGAGCAUGCCAGCGUAGCACGAGAGCUGGAGUCCCUCGCCAUGCUCUAUCAGAAACAAAACAAGUAUGAACAAGCAGAGAAACUCAGGAAGAGGUCAGUGAAAAUCCGUCAGAAGACUGCUCGCCAGAAAGGUCAUAUGUAUGGCUUCACUUUGUUGAGGCGCAGAGCCCUACAGCUGGAGGAGCUGACCCUGGGAAAAGACUCUGCAGAUUCUGCCAAGACACUUAAUGAACUAGGUGUCCUGUACUACCUCCAAAACAACCUGGAUGCAGCCAAAAUGUUCUUGGCCCGCUCUCUGGAGAUGCGUCAGCGUGUCCUCGGUCCAGAUCACCCAGACUGUGCUCAGUCCCUCAACAACCUGGCUGCACUGCACACAGAGAGGAGGGAGUACGAGACGGCUGAGGACAUGUAUGAGAGGGCGCUAGACAUCCGCAAGAGGGCCUUGUCCCCAGACCACCCCUCGCUGGCAUACACACUCAAACACCUGGCCAUGCUCUAUAAACGCAGAGGGAAGCUGGAAAGGGCAGUGCCGUUGUAUGAGCUGUCCCUGGAAAUCAGGGAAAAAAGUUUUGGCCCCAAACACCCCAGUGUGGCCACAGCCCUGGUCAACCUGGCUGUGAUCUACUGCCAACUAAAAAAGCACAGUGAUGCCUUGCCUCUUUAUGAACGAGCUCUGAAAGUGUAUGAGGAUAGUUUGGGGCGUACACACCCACGUGUUGGAGAGACCCUAAAAAACUUGGCUGUGCUAAGCUAUGAAGAGGGUGACUUUGAGAAGGCAGCAGAGCUUUACAAACGUGCAAUGGAGAUAAAGGAGGCGGAACCAUCGUUGGUGUGUGGGAACGCCCCGUCCCGCCACUCCUCCAGUGGGGACACAUUCAGUCUGAGGGGACCUGCUCCCCCCCCACAUGCCCCGAGGUGACUCUGAUCAACCAGUUUUAGCCACAGAACAAUACAGAGAGCUCUAACUACAACUGGAUAACAUCAACAUCAAAUCCCAUGGUUUUAUCACAAUGAGAAGCAUUCUGGUCAUCACACUGUGAUUGCUGUCUAGGUGGAUUUGGUCAAAUAGACUGUACCUGCCAGUAUGGUUAUGCAGUCUGCCCUUUUAAUCUGUGAAACCUGUAUAUUUACCACAAGUAUUUAUAAGUAUCUCUAACAUAAUCAUGUUUUUAGUCAGUCCUUUUUAAUGGAACUCAGGUUUACAUCAUUAAUUCAGACACUUUGUUCCUAUUUACAUGCCCCACAGUGUAUGUCAGUAAAAUAGCAGCACUUUUUGGCAAAUAACUCAUAAAAUAUGAUUAUCAGACAGAUUCUGUGCUUUCCACUGUACAGCGGAUAUUACUCUAUGCACUUUUUCCCUUUUUGUGAACUAGUGAUGCAGGUAUGAAGAUUUAUUUUAGAUGAAUAACCUAAACACUAAGUAGAAUAAAGGGCUUAAAUAAAAGAGCAGUAUGUCGGAUUUAGAGGGAUCUAUUUGCAAAAAUGUAAUAUAUUGUUGUGUUUGUGUUUGCUUCGAAUAAGCCUCUCAUAUUUACACAUAGAACAGGUCCAUGUAGCCUGCCAUAUUGCACAGCCAUGUUUCUAGUGUUUCUCAGUUGGUUGUAAUUUGCAACCUCGCCACUAGAUGCCACUAAAUCCUACACACUGGUCCUUUGGGGAGAUGAAAGUAUGAAACAUCAAAUCUUUGUACAACUCAGUCUGAUCAUGCUGUUUUCUCCUGCCAAAACUGUUCAGACCUCAAACUGUUUUGUGGCCAAGCCUACAUUCCUGAUGUUUUAACUGAAGAAUUUUAGAGAGCUACUGUCUCUGAAAUAUAAUAUCCGUUGUUUUUUUUAAAGGGUAUAUUUAUAUGCCUUCAAGAUACAAUUAAUGUUUACAUUAUGUAUUGUUUUAUCAGUAUUAAGUAUGUAAUCCAAAAAUAGAAAAUGUAGAACCAAAGACUGUUUAAAAACAAGCCUAAACUGUGUCUGAGAAGGUGACACAUCUGGCACUGAUUUCAUGUGGUUUAUGCAAAAAUAAAUGUUUGCAUAUUUAUUCAUCAACAAAAAGGAUUUUAAGGGAUUUGCCAAAACCAUGGUAGUGCCACAUGAGUAUCCAGGUUAUCUAACAUGAG
Molecule: messenger RNA, 5651 nt
Organism: Centropristis striata (black sea bass)
Lineage: Eukaryota; Metazoa; Chordata; Actinopteri; Perciformes; Serranidae
Gene: nphp3
Product: nephronophthisis 3
Exons: 27
Coding region: 549-4457 (1302 amino acids)
Biological process (GO): determination of left/right symmetry; convergent extension; kidney development
Molecular function (GO): protein binding
Source: RefSeq, a predicted model, not a curated record